Molecule: messenger RNA, 4055 nt
Organism: Corythoichthys intestinalis (scribbled pipefish)
Lineage: Eukaryota; Metazoa; Chordata; Actinopteri; Syngnathiformes; Syngnathidae
Gene: cdc6
Product: cell division cycle 6 homolog (S. cerevisiae)
Exons: 12
Coding region: 150-1820 (556 amino acids)
Biological process (GO): DNA replication initiation; cell division; mitotic DNA replication checkpoint signaling
Cellular component (GO): nucleus
Molecular function (GO): DNA replication origin binding; ATP hydrolysis activity; ATP binding
Source: RefSeq, a predicted model, not a curated record
CAGAAACAGCUGCUGCUGGGCUGAAUAUUUGGCGCUAAAGUCUGCUGGGUUUGUGCGAGUCUACACGCAUCAUUAUAAGAGGAAAGAAGAGCAAAAGAUAACAAACUCGUUAAAAAUCGUCACGCGCCAAUCGACAGAAGUGUUUAGAAAUGCCGAGCACUCGCUCCCGAGAUCCCAUGCAACCCACCCUGCCCUUCCCUAGACGCAAAUCCGCCAGGGUGGCAAACAAGCCCAAAAGAAACCUGCCGGAUAAUCCCGAGCCUGCUAAGAAGAACCCGGGCCACACAAGACCGACGCUGGAGAAGCCCGUCCCACCGUCACCGAGGCGACCUGCUGCGGCGCCGCUUCCCGUCACAGCGAGGCUUCCCCUCAGCCCGCGAAAGCGCACAGGUGACGACAACGCCCUCAACGUGGACGCUGCACUUUCAGCGUCACCCCCCAAGCAGAGCAAAGCAUCGCCGCGGACGCCGCUGUCAUCCCCGCGCCGUUUGGCUUUUGACGAAAACUCCCCCGUCUCCAUUCGUCGUGGGCCGACUGCGCCGUCCUCUCCGUUUGCCGCCUCGUCACCGACGCGACAAGAACUGGUCUCGGGAAGUCCGGCGCGGCCGAGCCCCGACAAAAAGGAGACUGUAGCGUGUGAACAAUUAGACCAAAAACGCAGUUUUGCGAGCGUAAAGCGGGCGCUGCAUACGGCUGUGCCCGAGCGCCUAUUGUCAAGAGAAGAGGAACGCGCCACCAUCCGGACAUUCCUGGAGGAGAAGGCUGUGCGCCGCCAGCCCGGCAGCCUUUACAUCUCUGGGCCGCCCGGGACCGGAAAGACUGCGUGCCUCAACUGUGUCCUGCGUGACAUGAAGGAAGAGUUGUCGAACGUGCAGACGUUAGUGGUCAACUGCAUGAGCCUGCGCAACUCGCACGCCAUUUUCCCACUGUUGGCCGAAAAGCUGAGAGUUCCUGCCGGCCAGAAAGGCCUACAAAGACACCUGACCGGAGCCGGACCAGCCGUUUUGCUGGUUCUGGACGAGUUGGACCAGUUGGACAGCAAAGCUCAGGAUGUCCUUUACACCAUCUUCGAGUGGCCACACCUGUCCAAGUCCAGACUCUGUCUCGUUGGGAUUGCCAACGCUUUGGACCUGACCGACCGCAUCCUGCCCCGCCUUCAAGCCAGGCCUCAUUGUCGCCCCCAGCUGCUGAACUUCCCGCCGUACAGCAGAGAACAGCUGGGCGACAUCGUGCGAGACAGACUGGCUCAGGCAUGUGCUGACAGUGUAUUGGACGCAGCUGCGGUGCAGUUCUGCGCUCGUAAAGUUUCCGCCAUGUCAGGAGACGCCAGGAAGGCUUUGGACAUCUGCAGGCGAGCGGUGGAGAUCGUAGAAUCGGAACACCGGAAGAAGGCGGACAAGCUCAAUGCGACAGAGUCUGGCGCUGUAGCCAGCGUCCCCCAGGUAGCGCGCGUCCUGUCCGAAGUCUACGGCGAUCGUAUGGCGUCGUGUAACGGCGAUGAAAGUUUCCCGCUUCAGCAGAAACUCCUGGUGUGCUGUCUGCUGAUGUUGGUGCGCGCCGGCAAGAGCAAAGAGGUGGUCCUCGGGAAGCUGCACGAGGUUCACAGCCGCCUGUGUGCCAAGCGUCAGGUGGGCGGCGUCAGUCAGUCGGAGUGUUUGUCGCUUUGCGAGAUGCUGGAGAGUCGAGGGGUCUUCGCGCUCAAGAAGGCCAAAGAAGCUCGACUCACCAAGGUGUUCCUGAAGAUCGAGGAGAAGGGGGUCGAAAACGCUUUGAAGGAUCGCGCCCUGGUCGGCAGCAUCUUGGCGGCGGGCCUCCCGUGAACAAUCUUCUCUCAACUUUUAGUAUUUUUGGAUUCUCAUUUUUGCUGAGAAUUUUUUUUUUUUUUUUUUUUUAAUUGAUGUUCAAAACUUGAAGCUGUAUGAUUGAGUUGGUGUGUUAGUAAAGCAAAUGAUUGAGGAUGUAUUGAAAUAUUUGGUUUUAUUUAAGUCAAAGGGGCACUUUUUAAGUUUUUGUUACCAGUGUUGCGUUACUGUAAUCUGAUUACUUUCUUCAGUAACGAGUAAUCUAACGUUCAUUUUUCCAAGACAGUAAUCCGAUUAUAGUUAGUUUCCCUAGUGCCUGUGCGUUACUAUUUUGUUUUUGUCUCAUGAUGUAUGUAGAAUGAAGAAUACUGUCGUCAUCUACGAAGAGCAUUUCUCAUCGGGGGGGAACGGGUCACGUGUAUUACGGUGCUGUCUGAGGCUGAGCGCUGUCUGCCACGGCGGUCAACAACAGCAUUCUGACGAGGCAGCGAGGCUAACAGUGAAAGGCAGGAUAUGUACCGCAAAUGAAUGCUUUUGCUCACUGGAAAUACAGCCAUUACAUAACAUUUCUGUCCAGUAAAGAUGACAAAAAUAUCUCUGUGCAUUGCAAACUUUACGCUGGCUGAAAAUCAUUGUCAGUCGCUAAAUCAACAAAGAAGCACUUGGAAUUACAGUACAACGCGACAAAACUCGAAACAGCCUACAGGUGACAAGACAGCCAGCACUUCUACAGUUUGUAACCAGCCUUUAUGCACAUUUUAUUGUCAGUGUUUGUAACCAUAGGCAGAGUUUUACUUUUGUGGGGCUGGGGGUAAGGCAUGUUGAUGACAAACAAAAGUCAAAAGUUUGGACACACCUAAACAUUUUUACGUUUUAUAUAUUUUCACUCCUAUUGUAAAUCCUCUCUGAAUACAUCAAAACUAUGAACGAACAUGUGGAAUGGCCAAAAAAAGUGAAAUAACUGAAAACUUUCUUCAAAGUAUCCACCUUUGAGGUGUCGCCAAACUUUUGGCCAAUACUGUAUAUAUACAUAUUAGGGCUGUCAAACGAUUAAAAAUUUUUUAAUCGAGUUAAUUACAGCUUAAAAAUUAAUUAAUCGUAAUUAAUCGCAAUUCAAACCAUCUAUAAAAUAUGCCAUAUUUUUCAGUUAAUUAUAUAUAUAUUCUGUAAAAUAAUUUGUUGGAAUGGAAAGAUUCAAUGGAAUGGAACAUUCAACAUACGGUACAUAAGGACUGUAGUGGGCAUUUCACUCUACUGUUAUUUAAAUCUGUCUAUGCUGUUCUCACUCCGAAGCGUUUGUCAGCCCAAAACCCUCUAAGUAUAUCUUAAAUGCAUCUUACCGGAUAUAAAAUGACUACUACAUAGUCUUGGGUGAUUUUUUUGGUGCCCAGUUUUCACAUCGAAUUGCAGCCGUCCAUUUCGCUCUCCUCUUUGGAUCCCUCGGAAUACGGUAAAACUUCAAGUCUCUCCUUCCAUCUUCUCUGUUAGUGCAACCAACAGCCACACACGCCUUCACCAUUUUGAUUAUUAAUGUUAAGGAGCAGAAAAACACGCCGUAAAUAGGAGGAAUGUACGUAGCCGUAACAGAUUAACACUAUGUUUUGACGGACAAAUGGGCGGUACCAUUCAGGAGAGCGGAGUUGUGACGUCACGUGGGUAGCGUCUAGUGAUACUGGCUGGGCUGUUUUAAUCGAGGCAUGAGGCAACAGCAAGCUUAUGGAGCAGCAAAACCGGGCGCUCAAAAAUACUGCGGGUGCAACGUCGCAUCGGCGAUUUGAUGACAAAUUGAGCAGACCACAUCGUCAUCACGAAAACAAACUGUCACCAAUUGCAGAAAUAUGGAACAAUUAGAACUUUUGGCUGCAAAAAAAGUUCUACCCCGGCCGCAAAGUCUGCGUGGAUGAGCUGUUCGUUGGUUUCCGGGGGCGCUGUGCAUUCAGACAGUACAUGCCGUCAAAGCCAGUGAAGUGUGGACUGAAAAUUUGGGAAUUACUAUUGCUAUAUGUCAUAUGCUUAUUACAUUUUGAGUUAUUCAAGGCUCUAAUUAUGCCAUGUGAGUAUUUGAGUAGUUGAAAGUAAAAAAAAAUAUUAAGAAAUGACUUGGUUAUGACACCUGUAAAACAUCUACCAUUUUGGUAAAAUAUGUACGUUUCAGGGUAUUUGUCUCAAAAACUGCUAUUGUCAAAAAAAUGGGAAUGCAGGAAAAAAAGGAUGUUGUUAUAAUUUUUUGACUUGUUCAAGGCUGUAAUUAUG